Molecule: messenger RNA, 5846 nt
Organism: Galleria mellonella (greater wax moth)
Lineage: Eukaryota; Metazoa; Arthropoda; Insecta; Lepidoptera; Pyralidae
Gene: bnl
Product: fibroblast growth factor 22
Exons: 4
Coding region: 1344-2177 (277 amino acids)
Biological process (GO): positive regulation of protein phosphorylation; animal organ morphogenesis; positive regulation of cell population proliferation
Cellular component (GO): cytoplasm
Molecular function (GO): growth factor activity; fibroblast growth factor receptor binding
Source: RefSeq, a predicted model, not a curated record
CGCGCGAGAUUUCACGCGGCGCGGUCACGUCAUGCCGCUCCGUUGCCACUCGAUACCGGCCGAGCGCACACCCGAACACGCUCUCAGCAAACGACGAUACGUCGACGAACAUGUGAUCAGUGACAAACCAGAAAAAAUCAUAGAGUAAAACACGGACAAACUUUCCGCCGCUUUCACUUUGAGGUUAUAAUUUUUCCGGUUGCAAUUUUUCCGAACUCGUGCUCUUAAAUUUGCGAUUUGGCAGCGUAUACGGUAUCCGUUGCAUAACAAUGCAGCGAAGGCCGGACGUGGAAAACUUGAGUCUUUUCACGCCGGUGAAAUUUUUCAACUAAGUAUCCACGUGUGUGCGGUGUGCAGACAGAUUUAGGCCGAUUUUAAUGUAACGACAUAUGCUCCGUGGUGCCCUGUUACGAAACGUGCAAUGCAAAAGUUUUGUUCUGAAAAAAAGUUUGUUUGCUUAUCGUCAGAUGACAGUUAUCCGCUAAUUGCUUAACAAAAUUUCUUUUGGCACGGAUCUGUGUAAGUUUGCCCACCUUUAGCCUUCGUUUCACACGCCGCACCAAUUAUUUAAGUAAACAUUUGGCAUUUAUUGGUUUUUGUUUCGUCCAUUAUAAUUUUUCAGUUUUCUCUAGGUAAAUGAUUACCGUGUUUUUUCUCUAUGAUAUUUUCGGUACCAUAACGAGAGUUUUAAGUUUACCCUCAAGUGGAUCAUGUGUCAUUAUUAUAGUGCGUGAUUUUCAGCUCUCACACAAACGCCGUUGGGAAAUGUUUCUAGUAUCAGUUACCUUCCUUGUGUGAUGUCGAUUAAACCAAUACCAGUGUUCAGUUAGAGUUACUAUAACCACAAGUGAAUACGAUCCAGUCAGAAACAGUACGAAAGUGACACGGUACGUUGGGAAACUUGCGCGGUUUUGAAGAGACGAGAGUGUGAACCGUAUUUCGAAAGUGCAACUUCGUUAUCCAAUGUGCUGCUCUGAUUUUUGCUAAUCGAUAGCUAAAUCUAAAGAUUGACACAGAUCUGGCGAGCCCGCAAACAUCGGAUCGUUUGUGGCUUGUAAUCGAGAAGUGGCGGAUAACACCGAAUGGCGCAAUAAUCGAAUCAAUAUGCGAGCAACGAUGUCGCUAGAACACGAUACCAAUCGAACUGUCUGAGUACGCCGGGCGCUCAUAAACAUCUGUGAGGGCAUGAGUUUCGACUGUCACAGUGCGUUCAUACAAGUGAUUUUUUGAUUUUGUUGUUAGUGACUAUGCGUGUUGUGUAUGGACUGUGACGUUCGUGGGGGUAUGAGAGAAGGGGUUGUGCAGUGACGGCGCCGGGGCGGCUGCCAUGGGCGCGGCGCGCCAUGCAUCUGCGUACGCGCCCGCUGCGGUUGAUUCUCGCGGCGCUGGCGCUGGCCACCUGCGCCGCGGCGCCCGCGCCAGAGCCGCGCGCGCAGCGUUCAGCGAACCUCAGCCACAUAACGGGCACCUCCAGAAAAAUACAGAUGUUCCUCAAGAAUCGUUAUCUCCAGUUGCUGCCAGAUGGCACUGUCAACGGCACCACCGACGGCAACAGCGAGUACACGAUACUUCAGCGUGCGACGUUCAAGGUCGGCCUCCUGACGAUCCAGGGGGUCUACACCUGCCUCUACCUCUGCAUGGAUGCUUGCGGAUACCAAUACGCACAUAAGGAUCUCUCGGACGACUGUUUGUUCCAAGAGCAUUUAGAAGAAAACAAUUACAACACAUAUUCGCGAAUACGAAACGGUAAGAAGACCUUCUUAGCGCUGGACAAUCGAGGGCGGGCGAGGCGGACUCAGAUACCGAUGAGCCGACAGCUCGGGAACCUGUCAACGUAUGCGCUGACGCUAACCAGGAGAUGGGACGGACACGGACACAAACCGACGCAAUGCCCUCCGCGACGGCACAGAGGAAAACUGAAGAGGCCCCCACCGAGACAUAGAAACUGCCUGCAACGGCUGCAAAAGCAGAAUUUAAGACAUAAACGCAAGCACAAGAAGGCUAACAACCCCAAAAAGAAACAGAGACAUCCGAAGGCGCGGAGAAAACAUGAGAAUAGUACGACGACGACGACCGAAGUCAGCUGGGACGAGUCGACCAUGUCGACCAUGUCGACGACAACAGACGCCGAGUUUUUUCGCUCGGCGACCGCGCAGGAGGCGGUCGGUCGCGCCUGAGUCGCUCCUUAGUCGCGGUCGGGGCUGCCGUUGCGUUGUCUCACUAACACCGUUCCACGCUUACACGCGUUUGAAUCUCUAUAUCAUUCCUGUAGAGUGCAUAGAGCGUCAGCACUCGAAAACAUAGCAUUGCAUUGCUCUCUUAGACGGGUGGCGGAACUAGUGACCUGGUCGUUUCUCCUCUUGAUCGGUUGCGAAAACUUACUUCUUUCUUCUGUAGUCGUAAUACCCAAAUACUCAACUGAUACGAGUCAUGUAAAGAACAAACGGCGCAACUGCCCUGCAUUGAACAAUAAACUAACUGAUAUUAUUCUACCAAAGCUACUGAAAUCAUCUAUCUCAAUUUAUAUUCCUAGUUCGCUUUAAAAAUAUAGGUUUAUUGGCAAGAUUCCAUUGUCUUAGUUACUGUAUCAUGAAAUUAUUAAUGUAGAUAUUGCUAACUUAUAUUCGAUAAUCUCAAUUAUCGGAGCACUUUAAUUUAAACGAGUUGUGAUCAUCGGUCGGUAAGGUGGAACCGUGUUACGUGUUUAGAGCAUUCCCGUUCGUGGUGAUCCAAAUACUUCGGUACCGUUCAGUCUUAAUUUUAUUUGGUUCUUUAAUUUCCAAUAAAAGCCAAAUGGACUGUAAUAUCGGAUGGCACUAUAUUUGUUAUUGGUGUAUCGUCCGAAUCCAUUUGUUGGUCAACUCCUAAGAUUUCUAUUUAAUUACAGCUAAGUGAUUCGUUAAUGGACCUGAUAGAAGACUUCGGUUCCGUUACAAACGAAUAGCAUUUAUCGCCCCCAAAAAUCUUAAACACCCGUAAUUUUCCAAGUUUACAAAGUGCCCUCUCAAGAGCAUAUUCAAAUUAAGAAAUUAUCACUUUAAUUCCUUUGAUGGCCCCGUUGUGAACACGAAUAUUAAUAUCGAAAUUAGUUUACGUAUUUUAUUGCUCCGAUAUGUGUCCAUUUACAUAUGAAUGCUUUGGAUUGUCACGCACUGGAUUUUUGGGAAGCUUUUGUACUUAGAUUGAAUGUGUUGAGGUGUAAUUUCAUAAGAAUAUGACUGAGAUAUGGACUGAGUAAUGUAGUUUAUGUUGGUUUCGGUCUAGGGUACGAUAGGAUAAAGUAUGGUGCGGCGUAACGGCAUGCUUCUAUAUUCCAUGCUAAGGUGUCCGAUUGUCGGAGGCGAGUGGUCGUCGCUCCAGCAAUAGACUGUACAAUUGUCGAAACUGGAUAAAAGAUUGCGCAAUGCGAACGAUGCACUUAAAUCACGACCACUUGCCUCUAAAUCGUCCAAAAACGGAGUAGUGAUAAAAAACUAACAUCAGAGAAGUGACUAUUAGUAAGUAGUUUUUAAAACGUGUAUCUAAUUUGUAAAUUUAUUUAUUUUCCAUAGAGAAAGUGUAUUUUGUUAACGUUUUAGUUGAUGUUUUUUUAUUCUCUUUUUUCCUUUAGUUCCAACCGAAUGUAGAUGUGUAGAAUUUCAUACGCUUGUUAUUUUUAGUGAGCCAAUUUUAUUUGUAUUAUAAUUAUAAGUCCGUUCGGUAACAAUAUGUGCUCUGUAUGCAGUUUGUAUGGAAAUUAUGAAUGCAUUUGCAAAUAUUGAGAUUGGAUGGAUUCACUAUUACAUUCUACAUAUUCGAUAACCCUCGCAUUCUGAUAUGUGCGUAAAUCUUGUAGCUGGAACCCUUGUCACAUUGUCAACGAACAUUCUAUUCAAAUUUAAAUUCAAUUUGUUUUUCAAAUGUUUUUACAUUAAUGGAGCAAAAAGUUAUAAAUAUUUUUUAAUCUAUGCCCAAGAACUUUUAUUGUUUGUAGGUAGGAAGGAACUUCUUUGUGCUUUGUGUUUUAUUGAGCGCUUGACAAAGUAAGUUACUCCUCGGGAAUAUUACCCAAAGGGUCCAUCUCUCCAUAGUAAUUAUGAGUGUUACAGUCGAUUCUGUGAUGUCCAUAUUGCUAUUUAUACUUUUUCAAAUCAUAAUUGUUUUGUUGAUUAUUUAUUAAAAAUCUAUUUAAUAUCUUUUUAAUUCUAUACUGACUACGAUAAAUUAGUUUUACUUGUAUAAUCAAAAUUUACUUUUGUUUAUGACAUAUUAAUUUUUUACUAAAAAUUAUUAAUUUACUUGUCUAUAAUUAUAAAUAAUUAUGAAUAUAUAAUACUCAAUACCAUGAAUUACCUAUAUAAUAUAUUAACUUAGUUAAUAUUCAAUUAUUCUGUACGCUGACAAUGUGAAUAAGCGUUUUGUGAAUAUCAUUCAGCAAGCUUUAUGAAUGUACCUAUGUAUGUUAGACGAAUGAUAUUUUGUAUUUAUUAUGUAUGUAUUUAUAUAUUUUAGUUGAUCAACGAAAGCGACAAUAAAUCGGCGCUCAAGUAGCAUUUAGUGAGACCAAUAUGGACGAAAUUGGUUGGCGCAAUCCUAUACAUACUAUUAACGUACUAUAUUUUUAAAAGCGUUAAGAUUUCUUGUCACUUUUGUGCAAUAAAUUAUUAGAAACGCGGUUAUAUAAAUUUGACUCGUUAUUGUAUACUAAAUUAAUGCAAAUCGAUCUUUAUGUUAGUGUAGAAGCAGUAUUUUGGCAUUGUUAAAGUGGAUCCUUUACAGUAUCUAGUUUUGUAGUUUUUUAAUAAAUAAGAUUGUAAUGACAAUAGCUGAUCACUGAUUUUGUACAAUCAAAAAGUGGUUACAGGCAAGCUUUUAGUAUUGCGCGGCGGUAGCAAAUUCACUGUUAUCUAGUAACGAGAUUUAAAAUAAAAAAAGCAUAGACAAUAUUUAAAAACAAGUGUUCUUAAAACUAAAUACCCAUAGACUAAACAAAACAAAUGAAACCGUAUAUGUAGCUCAUAGACUAAGGAAUAUUGGUCCUUAAUCUAGAAUGUAGCUAAUAUUUUUAAAAAGUAUGCAAAUGACAUGUACAUUGUAUAUUAAUCGAUUAAUUUAAAUCGAUUUUAAUAGAAUAAUGUGAGUUUGCGAAGCACGCUAUCGAAGGUGUAAAAAUAUGAAUCGUAAGUUUAUCUUAUUUAUACAUGUGCCAUAUAACACUAGCCCGCCUGGCUAUACCUACCGAUCCAAUGUACACUUAAUCCCAAUACAAUCAAUGUUUUUUAUACCAUCCAAUAAAAUAUAAAUUUGUUAAGAGUGUUCAUGUCGAAAUCUGAUAAUUUCUGUGUUAUGUUAAUUUUCUUUUCAUUCACUACAAGACCACAUAUUUAAUAUAAUAAAUACAUUCUAAAAUAAUAAAGUUAACAUAUAAUACUGAUGUUGUCAGAGUUUGGGGUGAAUACUCUUAAAUCCAUACAAUUUAUAAAAUAUCUACUUAAUACAAAAUCAAUAAAAUCCAACAAUCCUCUGCUCUGUUUCACUUAUAUGUAUAUAAAACAUUAAUGACAAGAUGAGUCAAUGCAGUAUUAAUAAAUUAAUUUCGAUACAUUUACAUUUUACAAGUAAUUGAUGAUAAUGAAUAUGUGACAUUUGUGUUUACAAUCUUACAGUGCAUUUACAAAUUACAAUGUACAUUAAAAUUUCGAUACUGAUAAUUAUGAAAUCGUCAUGGUUAAAUGGUUCUAAAGUAGAAUUUAAUCACAUUUUUACCUACCUACGUAGUUUUACCAAAAGAUUGAUGGAAACUUUUGGACAAUAACUUUUUACAGCCUCUUAUACUGACAAAUAAAAAUGAUUCUACAAAUAUAAAA